ACCAGCUGGACCUGAACCUGAUCUAAUCAGAUUGAAACUCCGGAGGCGAGAGCUGUGCCAUUGAACACAUCUUCACAAACUACACUGACGCAGCUUUCUAGUUGGAACAAGAAUGGAGAAACACAGGGCAUCAUGGAAGGCAGAACUCUGGUUGAGAAGAAAAAUCCAUUCCCCAGAUAAAUUUCAGGACCCCAAGAGGAUGCCCAGAACUGGGGAUUCUCAGGGCUCACGCUCUCUUCAGCGGGCAUCAAGUGAUGUGGUCCGACCUUUGAAUAGGCAAGUAAAGAUAUUAGAUAAUGAUGCCUCUGUGACUCUGAAACUAGAGAAAACCAAAGAAGCCAUCAGUAAGCAAAGUAGCCAGAGAAAUAACCAUAAGGACAAGGCCCACAAGAAGGGUCAGCAUGGGUGGCUAAAGAACCUGAUGAAUAUCCUGACCAGGACAGAGUCUGAGGAAUCAAGGGAAAAGGAAGAAAAAAAAUCAAAGGAGAAAUGUAUCUCCCCUCAAGACCCCAAAUACCUGGAGGCAUCUGUAGACCCACCAGAGCCAACCUUUAGGAAGAAAGACAGGGAAAGGGGAGACAAAAAAUCAAAGGAGAAAUGCCUCUUCCCUCAAAGUCCAGAAUCCCUAGAGGUACCAACUGAACCCCCAGAGGUAACCUCCAAGAAGAAACACAAAGAAAAGGGAGACCAAAAGUUAAAGGAUAAAUGCAUCUUACCUCAAGAUCCAGAAUCUCUAUCAACUGAACCAUCUGAGGUAAUCUCCAAGAAGAAAGACAAGGAAAGAAGAGACAAAAAGUCAAAGGAGAAAUGCAUCUUUCCUCAAAGUCUGGAAUCCCUAGAGGUACCAACUGAACUUCCAGAGGUAACCUCCAAGAAGAAACACAAGGAAAAGGGAGACAAAAAGUCAAAGGAGAAAUGCAUCUUUCCUCAAAGUCUGGAAUCCCUAGAGGUACCAACUGAACCCCCAGAGGUAACCUCCAAGAAGAAACACAAAGAAAAGGGAGACCAAAAGUUAAAGGAUAAAUGCAUCUUACUUCAAGAUCCAGAAUCUCUAUCAACUGAACCAUCUGAGGUAAUCUCCAAGAAGAAAGACAAGGAAAGAAGAGAUAAAAAGUCAAAGGAGAAAUGCAUCUUUCCUCAAAGUCUGGAAUCCCUAGAGGUACCACCUGAACCUCCAGAGGUAACCUCCAAGAAGAAACACAAGGAAAAGGGAGACAAAAAGUCAAAGGAGAAAUGUAUCUUCCCUCAGGAUCUAGAACCCUUAGAAGCUUUGGCAGAACCACCAGAAGCAACCUCCAAGAAAAAAGACAAGACAAAGAAAGGCAAAAAAUCAAAGGAGAAAUGUGUUUUCCCUCAGUGUCCAGAACUCUUAGAAGCAUUGGAAGAACCAUCAGAACCAAUCUCUAGGAAGAAAGACAAGAAGUCUAACCUCAAAAAAGCCUUUUCUUUUAAGAAACAUAGUAAUGAAGAAGCCAAAAAAUCAUCAGGCUUGGAUUCUAGAAGCCCUGAGGCACGGAGACCUACAAAGCCUACUUUGCUUCCUUUGUGCUUCAGCUAUAGACCUGCAAGUUUGUCUUCACUUGGUAAGCUGAACCAAUCCAUGUAG
This is a messenger RNA of Antechinus flavipes (yellow-footed antechinus), 1606 nucleotides long. It is a transcript of the gene BNIP5, whose product is annotated as BCL2 interacting protein 5. The transcript has 2 exons. The record is from RefSeq and is a predicted model, not a curated record. Lineage: Eukaryota; Metazoa; Chordata; Mammalia; Dasyuromorphia; Dasyuridae. Bases 113 to 1606 code for a protein of 497 amino acids.